Molecule: messenger RNA, 1068 nt
Organism: Melanotaenia boesemani (Boeseman's rainbowfish)
Lineage: Eukaryota; Metazoa; Chordata; Actinopteri; Atheriniformes; Melanotaeniidae
Product: olfactory receptor 52K2-like
Biological process (GO): G protein-coupled receptor signaling pathway
Cellular component (GO): membrane
Molecular function (GO): G protein-coupled receptor activity; olfactory receptor activity
Source: RefSeq, a predicted model, not a curated record
AUGACAAACCUUUCUUUUGUGACAUCUUUUUAUCUGUCUGAAUAUUAUGGAAUGGAAAACCUGAAGCCACUGUACUUUUGCAUUUUCCUGAUUAUAUACCUAGCCAUCAUUGCUGAGAAUGUUACUUUGAUUGAAGUAGUUUAUCAUGAAAAAUCACUGCAUGAGCCAAUGUAUGUUCUGUUGUGUAAUUUGGCUGUGAAUGAGUUGUUAGGAGGCACUGCAUUACUGCCAGCACUGCUGAUCAACCUGCUGUCUUCCUCACGUGAGAUUUCAAUUUCAUUUUGUCUAACUCAGAUCUAUGCUAUACACACAUAUGCCAUCAAUGAAUUCACAAUUCUUGCAGCAAUGAGCUAUGACAGGUAUGUGGCUAUUUGUUAUCCACUGUGUUAUCAUUCAAUAAUGUCACAGAGAAUUGUUAAACUGGUUGCUUUUAUGUGGGUUUACCCCAUGCUGGCAUUUCUGAUUUUUUUCAUUUCAACCCUUCAGCUGCCAUUUUGUGGGAGAACCAUAGAAAAGGUGUACUGUAUUAACUACUUACUUGUAAGACUUGCAUGUAUAGACACAUCUAUUGUUAACAUUAUUGGCUUAGUAGCUUCGGUUUUUUAUACACUUCCUCAGCUUGUCAUGAUCUUUUACUCAUAUAUACACAUCCUGAGGAUAUGCAUAUUGUCUUUCAACAAAUCCAAGUUCAAGGCCCUUCGGACCUGCACUCCCCACCUACUAGCUAUCAUUAACUAUUCAUUUGGAUGCUUUUUUGAACUAAUACAUGGUCGAUUAGUCAAUAGACACAUGUCUUAUCACACUAAACUGUUCUUUUCUCUGUACUGUUUAUCAUUCCCACCCCUCCUUAAUCCAAUAAUCUAUGGUUUGGGUUCACAACUUUUAAGGACACGAUUUCUCAGGCUUCUAAAUAGAAAAAGUAAGCAAGCAAACAAUGUAGUAAAGAUAUGUGAUGUUAUUGUGCCUUAUAACUACAUCCCGCAUGGUGCUGUGAAGGCAGAAUCUCCAUGUUGUUUAAACACACAGAGUCCUGAAUUCAUCCCAUUCAAUGCUAAAUUUUGUGUUUAG